Messenger RNA from Mytilus californianus (California mussel), 1119 nucleotides. RefSeq lists its product as uncharacterized. The transcript has 4 exons. NCBI's taxonomy places the organism in Eukaryota, Metazoa, Mollusca, Bivalvia, Mytilida, Mytilidae. The record is from RefSeq and is a predicted model, not a curated record. Bases 161 to 862 code for a protein of 233 amino acids.
GAAGAUAAUUGCAUAUUUUAUGUAAUUUAAUGAUACAAUCAGGUGACUAUAGAACAUAUUUGAAACUAAUCGAUCCCACCCACCAACUACGGUCAAUUGAUUGCUUAUAAAAAGGGUGAACAAGGAUAGAUAUCAGUAUAAACUUUUCAGCUAUAGUACAAUGCAGAUAUAUUUCUUUUCAUAUUUGUGUGGUGUCGUGUGUGUAAGUCUGUUGGCUGUUCAUGCAAUACCAAGUUUUGAGGAUUUUUUAUCCAGCGAUCAACCAUGGUCGGGUUUGCCCCAAUGCAGCUGGCUAAAUAAACCUUGCGAUUAUGCAUUGAAGACAAUCUCACAAAGACGUUCACCUAACGGAGAUGUCGAGCGAGAAGAGACACUAUUUGAAACAACAACAGAGAUCUGCACAUGCCCAGAUGGUGUUGCUUGUCCGCGAGGAUGGGACAAUGUACCAGGAAAAACAAUUACACGAAAUCUUUUAUCAUCAGGAAAACGUGUUGAAUACAAGUCGAACUAUUGCACGGAACCAAGUCCAGAUAGAAUUUGUAAUGUGGAAGAAGAGGAAGUGGCAGUUGUAAUGACUGGGGUUAUGUACCCUGAUGUAGUUGAGAGCGCGAACUGUGCUUGCCCAAACAAUGAUUUCAACUUACAAUUGAAGAGAGCUUACUAUGUGUCCACUUUCAAAAUCACACAUGAAUUUGUUUGCAGUAUGAGAACCUGCAACAUGAACACAUCCAAUAGAAGAGUGUGCAAGAAAAUAAAAAAGGACCAAACCACGGAAUACAGGUGUACUUGUCCGGAAGAAUAUGAAUGCCGCAUGGAACCUUCAGCAAGAAAGGGUUAUUGUGAAAGACGUGUUGAAAUGUAGAAAGAAUAAUUAAGAAUUAAAAUAUACUGAUUAGCAUUAGUGAAUUGUUAGUAACACCAAUUAAGAAACGGUGCAAAAAUGAACAAAUACAUGUAAAAAUAUGUUCUUAUAGUUUGUUUUUUGUUUUGUUUAUUUUUUUGUAAAGCUUUUCCAUAACUGCCAUUCAUUUAUUGUAAAUGUUCUUACACGUUUUGUGUACAUAUAUGUUGUUUUUAAGUGCUUUUUAUUAAUAUCUUAAAUACAUUUUAUGGAAACAA